Molecule: messenger RNA, 4375 nt
Organism: Ornithodoros turicata
Lineage: Eukaryota; Metazoa; Arthropoda; Arachnida; Ixodida; Argasidae
Gene: Snx16
Product: sorting nexin-16-like
Exons: 7
Coding region: 160-963 (267 amino acids)
Biological process (GO): early endosome to late endosome transport; endosome to lysosome transport; protein targeting to lysosome
Cellular component (GO): extrinsic component of endosome membrane; early endosome; late endosome
Molecular function (GO): phosphatidylinositol binding
Source: RefSeq, a predicted model, not a curated record
AUUUGAUUUAGCCAACUAGCCAUGACUCUAGAGUAGCCAUGACCUAAGCACAGACGACAGUUUAUGUUUUCGUCGACUUGCUAGAUGUGGUGUUGAACACAGCUACAAGCAGCUCACCAGAGCACAAAUUGAUGUGGGAUCGCAUAAGUGGCUGUGUGAAUGGGCGGAAGGUGCAUGAUGUCUGAAGAAGCGGAGUCUGUUAACACGGAACUUGUAGAAGUACGCGACAGCAAUGAGCCAACAGCGAUGCCUCCUCCACUUGGUACGCAGACUUUACGGCACAACAGGGAAUCCAUAAGUAGUGGCAGUAGCAACUCUGGUGACACUUCAAGUGGCCGGGACCACUGCUGUGAUCUUGAGGAUGGCGCAUUUGUCGUUACCCCUGAGUAUAACACUCCUAUAAUUGGUUAUGAGGUCAUGGAGGAAAGGGCACGUUUCACUGUGUUCAAAAUAAGAGUAGAACAUGUUGAAAGUGGAAGAUACUGGUUUGUCUUCAGACGAUAUACCGACUUUACUCGUCUCAGCAGGAAGUUGAAAGCACUAUUUCCAGGACUUCAGCUCUCUUUACCGCCAAAGCGAUGGUUUGGGAAUAACUUUGAUCCCCUCUUUCUUGAAGACCGGCUUCUAGGCCUUCAGACAUUUAUUAAAAACAUCAUGAGUCAUAGAGACAUCAGCAGGAGUAUGCAUGUUCGAGAGUUCUUCUGUUUAGAUGAACCACCAGAACCGUUAGACACAAUUGAAGAGAGCCGGGCACUUUGUGAAAGCCUCGAAGAGAAGGUCUAUAGGUUGACACAGCAACUCCAGGAGAAAGAUGCUGAAAUUGAGUCAUUACAGAGUGAACUGUCAAGCUUAAGAAUGCAGCAAAGUACUCUUGCAAAGGGUCUCAAGGAAGACUGCAACAAUGAUGAAUAUUUCCCAGAAAGCCAGGCUGCGUCACCCAUGAAGCAUGAUAGUCAACAGUGACUUGCCCUGGUUACCAUGCACUGUUUCAAGAUGACACUGUCACCUGUAUGUACAUAUAUGUAUGUGUUGUGUAUAUAGGGAGUUUCUCUGAAGUUCUCUAACUUUAUAUUUUAUCAUGAUGCUUCCCUAUCUGGGGCUGUUGUGGGACUUACGAAUAAAAACUGGAAGGAAGCAUGCGAGCUGGUAGUUUCAAACUCCAAUACUACUUGGAUACCUUGAGAUUGAGGAAAAACUUGAUGAAACAUAAAAUCUCAAAGAGCAGUUAUGGUUUAAAUUUUGUUGCGUUUUGUUAAGUAUCCAGAUAUCGUAGUGGGUCUUAUACUUCAUACAUCGGAAUAAAAGGUGAUUUGUCCCAUUUAUGUUCUAACUCCUUGUCCAUAUCUAUUGCUGCAGUAAGCCGAUAUGAAUAAAAGGUGAUUAGAUGUUCAACAGUACUACCCAGACAACAAAAAGUUUCCGUGUUAUAUUGCUACUACUAUAUCACUUAAUGCAUUUUCAUGGUACUCGUAUGAAACACCUUGUAAGGAAAGGUACUCUAAUGUCCAAAUGUGAAUACCACCUGCAGUCUACAGUUUAAGACUCCAGCCUUCAACAGAUAGUGUAGUGUUCAUUAAUGAUAAAUCUACUUUUUAGUGGUUGUCUGUGGGUAAUGACAUCAUGGGACAGUCUUAGCAUAUCUGUUGUUCGACCAUUCAAGGACCGUUCAUUUUUCCUAGAGUUAUUUGACAUACACUGUAUUAAAAUGCAAGUCGUUUUCCAAUUUUUACUGUGAUGUAGCUACUAUAGUGUUCUAGAAAAUACUAAUUAGUUGAUGGAGCUUUUGACGUAUGGAAAUGAAGCUGUAUUGUGCCAUGCAUUCUGCGGUUCCCAAUUUGCUGCACUAAGUACGAUAACAUAUUGCAUAUUUAGUUAAUAAAGGCAAAAUCAACAUGCGUAUUAUGGAUGUUAUUAUUACCCUCUUCCUAACAGGGUUUGUCUCAAAUGAGUUCCGUCUCCAAAUUUAAUACACCCUUGUGAAUUCAAAUUAAAUAGUGACCUGUGUUUUGUGACUAGCCUGUUUUAGCUUCCGUCACCUGCUUUGAUAUGGGAAUUGUUAAACAAGCUACCAAAGCCAAUUCAAACCAUUUCAUUAUUUCUGCUAAGGCUUGCAGGCAAUGUGAAACAGGCAAGCUUGGUGUUGCAGGCAUUUAUGACGUUUUAAGGUAAUCAUUUUCUCUAAUUUACAUUAGACAGUGCCCUCUCCUAUGACUACAGAAGAAAGAGAAAAAAAAGUCGAUAUAAUUCCAUGAAACACAAUGUUGCUAAUGAGAUAGGUACAGGAAAGUGGUAAACAAAAAGUAAUAAUGUUGCAUUCUUGAGGAAUGUGUAAAUAUUUACGAAAAUAGGCAAUGGUGUAAACAGUUGUCACCAUAUGUAACUAGUGUAAGCAGCAAGUCAGCUGCUUGUGUAUAACACGUUGACCUGAAGUCUGUGAGAGCGGGAAUAAUGUGGGGCCACUCUUAUUUGGACUUUAGGUAUCUUUUUACAUUGUCAAUUAAUAUAGCAGUGCAUCGCAUGUAUUCCUUGCGAGUGGUUUGCCCGAGAAAAUACGAACAGAAGCUGGACUACUGUCUAAAGGAAAGUGAAGACCAUCAAAAUGUACUGUACUAAUUUAGGUAUACAACGUGAAAUAUGCAGUAUUGUAAAGCAUGCACACAUGGAUACAUGUGCCUAUUGUUAUAUUGUAAAUUUGUGAUCUUCAAGUAAGUAUGGCCUCCUAUGUGCAUUCUGAAUUGGUAUUGUGUCCUUGAAUGGGUACCAAGCUGGCAUCCGAGUCACACACAGUAUUUCUCCAGCUAGCUUGAUUUCCUGAGCCGCUUUUGGUGUACCUACACAUUUAUCAUCUCACCUUUGUUCACAAUCCACUUGUAUUGUGCAUUUCAGAAAUGUAUACCUCAGAAUGCAUGGGAUAUUUGAGCGGUAAAAAGUUACUACAAAAGUACGGUACCAAGACUAGGAGACAGACAACACAAGCAAAAUUCUGAGAAUUUGAGUUUAAAGUUUGAGAAUUUUCUGCAUGUUGUCUCUCUCGUUGUCUCGGGUUCCGUCCUUUUGUAGUCAUGCACCAGCUUGUCAGCGUCCAACUUCUCCUUUCAGUCAUAAAGAGUUACGACGCUACAGUAUAUAGCAGCAUAUGUGGUCCACGAAGCCACAGUUGAUGCUGCCAAAAGUAUGUAUAAUAUGGCUGCUUACACAUCAUGUUGCUUACAUCAUGCUUGCUUACAUGCUUGCUUACAUGCUGCUUACAUCAUGUUCACAAGAGAGUUUAGAAGGAAUAGGUGUUAUUAGUAGGAAUGCAUGUCUAUAAUAGUAGUAGUUUCAUUUUUGUACCUGUACAUGUGCAACAGAGAAAUCGUAUGUAGUAUAGAGAUGUUGAAGGCAUAUGCAAAUGCCUUAUUUUACUGCACACUUUCAAGUACAGUGCAUUUGCGUUAUAAUGACCCCACCUAAAAGGGGUUGUGACUCUUUGAUACAUGCAGUUCAGUACAUCAUGCACACAUUGUACUGCAUGCCUGAGUAUAUUGAAGAAAAACAGCUGUUUUUCUACAUGUCGUAGUUGGCAACAUACAAACCUGGGCACAAACCUUGGCGUCAAGCUCCGACAUCAGAGGAGCGAAAGCCUCGACCAUUUCUAUUGGUUCUCGUAUGCACGUCACCUCUUCCGUGGCUGCCUCACUUGCUUAGAUGGCUCUCGUGAUGUCAUUUUCAGAUGAGUUUCAGUAUUCACAAAUGCAUGCAUUGCCCCCUUAGCUAUAAAACUUGGAAUGCAUGAUGGAAAGUAACUGUUUUGAGGCUCGAACACACAGGCGGACAAAUACAACACAAGCCUCAAGGUGCCUAAGAGAGAUUGAAAUAUGGUAGUGGUCUUAAGAGCUUUUCAUGCCAAAGAGUCAUCAUGUUCACCAGAUUCCGUUGCUUCUUCCUGUGUUGUAUGAGAAAACAUAUAGGAUGAACGUGAAGAGUGUGUGUCCCGUUCGUUAAAUGAGGCACAUGGUAAGUUGCCGACAUGCUGUUGCCAGUGUAGCAUAGUGGCUGGGGCACUCGACUUGCAAUCGAGAGGUGCGUGGUUUGGCUUUUUAGACGACUGCCGUAUUUCAGUUUUGGGAAUGCACGUUUGCACCAAUACAAAUAAUGUUAGCUUGGGGCAUAGUGUCACAACCCGUUUUAUGUUUGGUCACUAAUCUAAUGUUUAACCUUUAAAUUGUUUUCCUGCUUACUGUUUUACUGCAAUGUGUUUGCAAUAGUACUGUUCAGGCAGUUGUUCAAUCUUCAUCAUUGCAUUUUACUGGUUUUAUGGCCCAUGAACUCUCUGUUGUGUAAGUGUAUUGUGCUGUUUCUUGGCACGCUGUCAAUAAACUGUUGUUAUAAUCAG